CGGGAGAUGUCUGUCCGGUGGGCGCCAUAUUGGAGCAACAACUAUUGUUAUAAAUUGAUACGGGGCUGCUGCUGGCUAAGUUUACAUGUUUUCUGCGUGUUUGUUCUGAAAAUAUUUGGAUAUUUCUACGCAAGGUCAUGAAAGAGAUGUCAACGACUGGUGACAGUACGCUUGGCGGGCAGCAGCCUCGGAAACAUUAUGGCAUCACGUCUUCAAUCAGCCUGGCCUUUCCCAGAGAGAUAGACCAUAUCUACACUCAGAAGCUUACUGAGGCUAUGAAACCAUUUGGAGUGUUUGAGGGUGAAGAUGAACUCAAUCACAGGCUUGCAGUUCUUGGGAAGCUGAAUUCAUUUGUGAAGGAGUGGAUUGCAGAAAUCAGUGAAUCAAAGAGUCUUCCACCGUCAGCAGUAGCAAAUGUUGGUGGCAAAAUCUUUACGUUUGGGUCAUAUAGGUUGGGAGUGCACACAAAAGGUGCUGAUAUAGAUGCUUUGUGUGUUGCCCCACGUCACAUUGAAAGAACUGACUUUUUUUCAUCCUUCUUUGAAAAACUAAAACGGCAUGAUGAGAUUAAGGAUCUACGAGCUGUGGAGGAUGCAUUUGUACCAGUCAUCAAGUUCAAGUUUGAUGGAAUUGAGAUCGAUCUGCUGUUUGCCAGGCUCGCUCUACAAUCAAUUCCUGAUAACCUGGACCUGAGAGGAGACUCUCUCCUCAGAAACUUGGACAUCAGAUGCAUUCGCAGUCUAAAUGGUUGCCGUGUUACAGAUGAGAUUCUAUAUUUGGUGCCUAAUAAAGAGAACUUCAGAUUAACAUUGAGAGCGAUUAAAUUGUGGGCCAAACGUACGUCUGAUUUAAAACUUGCCUUCAGACGCUUUUUGUCUGGUUUGAAAUCAAGACUUCUGAUCUCUUUUUCAAGACUGCAAUUCCUCUAUCCAAAUGCUGUUGCCGCCACACUUGUGCACAAGUUCUUUCUGGUCUUCUCUAAAUGGGAAUGGCCAAACCCUGUGCUUUUAAAACAACCUGAAGACAGCAAUUUGAAUCUGCCAGUCUGGGAUCCACGGGUGAAUCCAUCAGACAGGUAUCAUCUGAUGCCAAUCAUCACUCCUGCAUAUCCACAACAGAACUCUACCUACAACGUGUCCACUUCCACACGUACCAUCAUGAGUGAAGAGUUCAAGAAUGGUCUCACUGUUACAGAUGAAAUUCUUCAGGGUAAAGCCGAUUGGUCCAAGUUGUUUGAACCUCCCAACUUUUUCCAGAAGUACAAGCACUACAUUGUCCUCACUGCCAGUGCAUCCACUGAGGAAAACCACCUUGAGUGGAUUGGACUGGUGGAAUCAAAGAUAAGAGUGUUGGUUGGAAAUUUGGAGCGCAAUGAGUACAUCACCCUUGCCCAUGUCAACCCACAGUCUUUUCCCGGAUCAAAAGAGAAUCACAAUGAGAAUGAAUUUGUUUCCAUGUGGUUUAUUGGAAUCAGCUUCAAAAAACUGGACAAUUCUGACUGUGUGAAUAUUGACUUGACCUACGACAUCCAGUCCUUCACAGAUACUGUUUACAGACAGGCAAGCAAUAUCAAUAUGCUAAAGGAUGGCAUGACUAUUGAGGCCACACAUGUGAAGAAGAAACAGUUGCAUCAUUACCUGCCUCCUGAACUUGUGCAGAGGAAGAAGAAGAGUUUGGGAGAAAUAAACCGGAGCUCAAAUGGUGGCGGGUCAAAGCGCUGCUCUCUGGAUGGCAGUCAGCUUGACAGCUCCAGGGACACCGAUAUCGGUACCCCUUUCAGCUCUCCUACACUAGUCAGCAAACCAUGCCAGCCAGUCUCCUCACCUGAAGACAGUAGUAUCACCCCACCAAAGCAUCCAGUCCUUGUAUUCAUAGACAGCCCAACAGCAUCAGAAGUUUUUCCUCCAAAACCAGAACAGGGAAUGUCCAUUCCAGUCAUCGGAUCCAUGCCCAUCGCCACUCCAGCUGCCAAGCCCCCAGCACCUCCCGCUGGCAACACCAUUCCUACAGUGGUGGGACGUAGUGUGAUACCACGUAUUACCUCUUCCUCCCCUAGCCCCACUGAACUGCCCAACAGUGUCAAUGGAGCACCAAAGAGACCUCACUCUCCAUCUCAGGAGGAUCCACCUAAGAGGCACAAAGAUACAGAGGUGUUUUCUGAUGACUCUGCGUUUAAAGAGCCAUACCCUCCAAAUAGUAAUGGCUUGGACUGUGAAGAGAGGCCAGCAGUGGAGGGUCUUUCAGCAACCAAACCUAUGCCAAUACCAACAAUUGAUACAUCAAGAUCACAGAGACUACCUAGUAAAGAGCUUCCGGAUGCAUCUUCCCCAAUUCCCACAAGUAAUCUCCGCGUGGUUAAAAAUUCAAUCAGGCUCACCCUUAACCGAUAACAGUGAGCUAUCUACAGGUUGUCCCUUAAAGAGUGGAACCACACUUGUGUAACAGCAGUGCUGCUUUUAAACUGCUACUGAUAUUUGGCUGGUCUUCCUGCUUGUUACAGAGUUGCAGAGUUCCUGCUUGUAAAGUUUUGCCCCCCCCCCACACACACACAGUUUUUGUUUUUUUUUUAUGCCUUAUUGUGUCAGAAUGCUUGCUUAAACAUCUAUUUGAGCUUUUGAAACAUUGUACAGUAGAUGUAGUUUGUAUAUAACUUUAAAAAUCAUUGUUAGUCUUUCUAUGCCACCUUAAUGUAGUUUUUAUUAA
Sinocyclocheilus anshuiensis is the source of this 2703-nucleotide messenger RNA. RefSeq names its product poly(A) polymerase gamma-like. Gene Ontology annotation, biological process: RNA 3'-end processing. The transcript has 23 exons. Lineage: Eukaryota; Metazoa; Chordata; Actinopteri; Cypriniformes; Cyprinidae. The record is from RefSeq and is a predicted model, not a curated record. Bases 138 to 2390 code for a protein of 750 amino acids. Gene Ontology annotation, cellular component: nucleus. Gene Ontology annotation, molecular function: RNA binding; poly(A) RNA polymerase activity.